UAUAACCCAAAACUAAUCAGUUCUACACAGGGAAAAAGCGAAGGCUUCAGUUAUUCAUAUAAAAGACACAUUUCAAGUUGUUUGGGAUACAUUACUUCCCAAGUUGUGGUGUGCGAUAGUCUUCUGCAAAAAUCCUUCUUUAAAAACCAACCAAAAUGAGAUUGACCGCUCUGUUCGCUGUAGUGCUGGCGAUGCUCGCGCUGUUCGCCGGAAGCAGCCACGCUGAGCCCAAGAUACCAGUCAAGAAGAUCGGCAAAGCUAUUAUGAGAUUCACCGCUCUGUUCGCUGUAGUGCUGGCGAUGCUCGCGCUGUUCGCCGGAAGCAGCCACGCUGAGCCCAAGAUACCAGUCAAGAAGAUCGGCAAAGCUAUCAAAACUGGACUUGGUGUACUCGGCGCAGCAGGCACGGCGCAUGAAGUUUAUGAGAAUGUGAAGAACAGGGGAUGAAAACUGCAUAAAACCAUUAAGCUGUAAUAAAUAUUAUCUUUCCGUAGUGUUAAGCCGAAAUUAUUUAAAAAAUCAUAUAAAAGUACAUACUUAAAUUUUGAUUAG
Messenger RNA from Chilo suppressalis (striped riceborer), 551 nucleotides. NCBI's taxonomy places the organism in Eukaryota, Metazoa, Arthropoda, Insecta, Lepidoptera, Crambidae. The record is from the annotation of a GenBank genome assembly.